AUGCGAUCCGCUCCAUUUGAUCUGAUUCAGAAAUGGAUUCCCAUCUUCUGUCCGGCUAAAGGUCCAAUGCGAUUCCAAGGGAGACAUAUUGAUCAACGGGGCGUGGAAGGUGAUGCCCAAUGGGCUAAGGGACAAUGGUUUGGAUUAUUGAUCAAUCAAUGGACAAACCCUAGGUACCUCGAUCCGCCUAUCGUUCCCCAUUCGUAA
Molecule: messenger RNA, 207 nt
Organism: Kwoniella botswanensis
Lineage: Eukaryota; Fungi; Basidiomycota; Tremellomycetes; Tremellales; Cryptococcaceae
Exons: 1
Coding region: 1-207 (68 amino acids)
Source: RefSeq, a predicted model, not a curated record